This is a messenger RNA of Bactrocera dorsalis (oriental fruit fly), 5487 nucleotides long. RefSeq names its product serine/threonine-protein kinase/endoribonuclease IRE1 (gene Ire1). Bases 198 to 3614 code for a protein of 1138 amino acids. Gene Ontology annotation, biological process: intrinsic apoptotic signaling pathway in response to endoplasmic reticulum stress; IRE1-mediated unfolded protein response; protein phosphorylation. The record is from RefSeq and is a predicted model, not a curated record. Gene Ontology annotation, molecular function: ATP binding; protein serine/threonine kinase activity; RNA endonuclease activity. Lineage: Eukaryota; Metazoa; Arthropoda; Insecta; Diptera; Tephritidae. The transcript is spliced from 9 exons. Gene Ontology annotation, cellular component: IRE1-TRAF2-ASK1 complex.
UUGACAAUUUCAAUUGGAGUUCAACAAUGGCGAAUUUUUCUAGAUUUUUUAACUUCUGAGGAAAUAUAUGCCGUGGCAAAUUAAAUAAAACGUGAUUAAAAUACGGAAAAUGUAUUGUUAAUUACAUGCACAAAAUAUUUAUUAAAACAGUGAUGAAAGUAACAAAGUCUAAAAAGUGUGGAAAAUAGAGUAAAUUUAUGGAAAAGAAAAUGAAGUGUCGGUGGUUGGUGAUGUCGCGGUCGUGGUGGAACGUCGCAGUUUGUUUCGGAUUGUGUGUUUUGAUUGCAUCAGCCGCGGUGUCGGCAAAAACACCAGUUAAAAGUAAAAUAAAUGUUGUAACAAAUGCACAAAAUUUAACUCAAGAAAAUGACAAUCGUAAUAUUACCGCAAAGGAUAAUGUCGCAUCCGACCAAUUACGCGCAUAUCGUAUGAGAGAGGCGUGCACUGAUCUGGCCCGAGAUGAAGAAACGUUAAUGGUUUUCUCGACAUUAGGGGGCGGAUUAACGGCAAUUGAUCCAAUAACAAGUGAAAUUCGUUGGACCAUAGCAGACGAACCGCCGGUACGCGCCGAUCAGGAACAAAAUGUGGAGGUGCCACAAUAUUUGCCAGAUCCACGUGAUGGCAGCAUUUAUCAGCUUAGCGAUAUGGGCAACUUGAAGAAAUUGCCCUACACUAUACCACAACUGGUGGCUAGCGCGCCCUGCCGUUCGUCCGAUGGCAUAUUAUAUUCGGGAAAGAAAAGCGACACUUGGUUCGCGGUUGAUCCAAAAUCGGGUAAACGCGAGACUGUUAUGGGUUUCGGAAUGGAUACCGCUGAAGCUACAGAACAAAACGAGGAAAGUAAGAAUAAGGCUACACAUAGCACAUCGCGUUCAAUUUACUUGGGACGUACGCAGUACACCGUUAUGAUGUACGAUAGUUUGGCCAAGGGGAAAAAUGUUAAACCCUGGAAUAUCACCUUCUACGAUUAUAGUGCACACACAAUGACGCCGGAUAUAUCGAAGGAGUAUGAGUAUCUGCAUUUAACCACCACAUCGAACGGCAAUAUCGUAACUUUAGAUAGAAAGAAUGGCAAAUUUUUGUGGAAGCGCGAUUUAACAAGUCCAGUGGUAGCUGCAUUUCUACUCGGCUCGGAAGGUUUGUUAAGCGUGCCCUUUACUACCGUAUCCGAUGAGGCUUUCGAAUCCAUUAUAGAGGAGUCCAAAACCGGCAAUGUGAACACCGUAAAGUUGUUUCAAUCGCUUUACGUGGGUGAGCACAGUCAUGGCUUAUAUGCUUUACCUUCGCUGGUGGAUAAGGAGACACCACGCAUUUCGGCAAACCCUCCAAUAAAAUUGUUGGAUGGCCCUAAUUCCGCAGAGGAAUCAGACCCUAAAAUGGUAUAUAUCGAUGAUGUGAUACGCCAAAAUGCUGGCAUUGUGCUCGGCCAUUACAACAUGCCGACAGACAGUAAUUUGCAAAUAUCGCCCUCGCCGUCGAAAGAUGACAACAAUCAAGGCUUAGCCACCAUCAAUCAUUUUCCCGAUGUCACUACAAUGGGCUCAAAUGGCUAUAGCAUAAUCACAGGUUCGAAUAAUGAAAAGAACUCAGCCGAAAUUGGUGUACAAACUGAUCCCGUAAUUGAAAUGAAAAUAGAGUCGACAAAUGCUUUUAAUAAGACAAAAAGGAUCAUUUUGGCGAAUAGUAAUAAAAUACAGAAAUUCAUCAAUGAGUGGUUCAUGGAACAUCCGAGUGGAAAAGUGCAUCAGAUUCUCAUUGUUUUGGUCUUGGCUAUGGUCGCCAUGUUCUGGUAUAUGUGCAGCACUAUGCGUGAGUUGAAGAAUCAGAGUGAAAACGGCUCGAAAACGUACUCGUCCUCCAAUAAGAGUAGCAGCGGCAGCAGUAAUAUGAAUGCAUUGGAUCUCAUCGAUUUGGGCGAUGGUAAUAUACGUGUUGGAAAAAUAUCUUUCAACUCGAACGAAGUGCUGGGUAAAGGUUGCGAGGGUACAUUUGUGUUUCGAGGCACAUUUGAGGAACGCUCUGUGGCGGUGAAACGGCUGCUGCCCGAAUGUUUCACAUUUGCUGACCGUGAAGUGGCCUUGCUGCGCGAGAGUGAUGCGCACGAGAAUGUGGUGCGAUACUUUUGUACCGAACAAGAUCGCCAAUUUCGCUAUAUAGCGGUAGAGCUUUGCGCGGCCACGUUGCAAGAUUAUACAGAGGGUGAACGCAGCGCUGAUUUGCGCAUGCAAAUCAACGUGUGGGAGGUAUUGCGCCAAGCGGCAGCCGGCCUCAGUCACUUGCAUUCAUUGAAUAUCGUGCAUCGGGAUAUUAAGCCACAAAACGUGUUACUUUCACUGCCCGAUGUUAGUGGCACCGUGCGUGUGAUGAUAUCCGAUUUCGGUUUAUGCAAGAAGUUGAAUUUUGGCAAGACCAGUUUUUCACGACGCUCCGGCGUGACCGGCACUGACGGUUGGAUUGCGCCAGAAAUGAUGCGCGGUCAGCGCACGACAACCGCUGUGGACAUUUUUUCACUUGGCUGCGUCUACUAUUAUGUGCUUUCCACUGGCCAUCAUGCGUUUGGUGAUGCGCUCAAGCGACAGCAUAACAUACUAACACAUGAAUAUAAUUUGUUUAAACUUAAAGUGGACACAGAUGAUGAGGCUAACGUGCCAGAGGAGGCUAGCAAGUUUAUACUUGCCGAACAGCUGAUAGCAGAUAUGAUACAUAAAGAUGCGCAAAGUCGACCGCUCGCGCGCUGUAUAAGCGCACAUCCAGUCUUUUGGAAUAAUCAGAAGAUUUUGGCUUUCCUACAGGACGUCAGCGAUCGCGUUGAAAAACUACAAUUCCAUGUGGAGCCAUUGAAGUCGCUGGAGAAGAAUGGUCGCUGCAUUGUGCGCGGGGAUUGGAACGCACACGUUGAUCCGCUCAUAACGGAAGAUCUGCGCAAAUAUCGCGGCUACAUGGGUGCCAGUGUGCGUGACCUCUUACGCGCGCUGCGCAAUAAAAAACAUCAUUAUCACGAGUUGGCGCCGGAAGUGCAGCAGAAGCUGGGCUGCAUACCGAACGAUUUCACGAACUAUUGGAUUAAUAAAUUUCCUGAGUUGAUAUCACACGCCUAUCAUGCGUUUAGCAUAUGCGCCGAGGAGCCCAUCUUCAGGCACUAUUAUAAUGCCGAUUACCACUUCAGUCGUCCGUGGUAUUUUGAUGCGGAUGAAAAUCUCUUUCCAUCACUACAAAACGACCCCAAGCAUUUAUUAAAACAAAACAAAGAUGGCAGCGCCAGUCCGAAACGGCUGCCGCGCACGCCCGAAAAGCAGCAACAAUUAAAACAACGAAAGGGUAUUUAUAAUUUCCGCAAAACCUCAGAUGCGGAGUUAACUGGUGUGGGUUUGCAAAGAAAUUUGGAAUUGUCGACGCCUGUUGCCACAGCGACGGCGGAGGGUGAAGAUGAGGCAGGCAAUGGCAAUAGGCGUGAUGUAUUUGCUAACUUCAAAUUUCGACGAAACUACGGCAAAUCAACGAACCGUAAUUACGGCAAUGUAAACGCGAACGCUAAUACCAACGCGAAUAACGGUGGUAAUAAAGAGAAGAGCAUCACAUGGACAUUGCCUGGCAAACAGGCCACUGAGGAGUGAAUAAGAGUAGUAAAAUAAUACCGUAAUAUUUAAGAAUUGCGAGUAAUACUAUUUUUAAGUAAACUUUUAGCGAGUAUUUAGUCUAAAUUUAUAAGUUAUUGUAAUAUUUGUGUAAUUUUUACUACAAAUAAUGUUAUGUUGAGCAGUUGGAGAACAGUGCAGCGUUCUCCUGGUGGAGUGCAAUGGCAAAUCAGACUUUCUACUUUGAAACAACGCGUCUCUACGGUUGAUAACUGUUGGUUUGCUGCGGAAUUGCGUAUUAAAUAUGAAUUUCAAAUGUUGCAAAUUUAAAAACGUAUUAGAAAUUGUAAAAGUAAAUUUGAUAGGCUUUAAUAGAUGUAUAAUAUUUAUAAAUAUGUUUGCAGAAAAUAUUUCUUGGAUUUACAAAUCGUACUAAUUUGUUUAUAAACUGCAAAAAAAAUGUUUUAAACAUUUUAAGCUUAAUUUGAGCUUCAAGCGUUUGCUGUUGAAGUCGUUUUUAUAGUUUUUCUUUCAGUUUUCCGUUUUAAACAUUUGCGCAUGCUUAGUGCAGUCGCAAAUAGAUUACCUUCUCCAUUAAUUAAUAUUCUUUUAUUUUAAUGCACUUAAAUAGGCUAGCAAAAAUUUAUUUUGUGUAAUUAUUGAAAUAUUAAUUGUAUACAAUUUCUUUAUUCCAAUUACGAAAGAAUAUUAUCACUUUAUGUGGAAAUUUUUGUGGAGAAAGUGAAAAAAAAUCAUAUUAUGAAAUAUAAAAUGCAGCAUAUCCAGUCUACAGUUGAGCGAAAAAGCUAUUAUUGCAUGAAAAUAAUUAUAAAUGAAAAAUAAUUUAUAGCUUUCAAACAAAACACAACAAAUACGAGAAUCUGCUUAUCUAUAAAAAAAAUAUUUAUUCCGCACUGCAGCCUUUUUAUUGCCAGCGCGGUACAUCGAGCGAUGCUUAUCAAUUGCGCAAAUAUUUGCAUAUAUUUUCUGAGCUAAUAUUUUACUACAAUCGACAGCAAAUACUCCGCUCUACUGUAGACUGCAAAAAUGUUGUUGUUUUGUUGUCAGAAAAGGUGUCUGUCAAAUGCACGUAAUUUGUCUGUGAUAACAUUUAUUGUUAAACUUAAGAAAUUUAUAAUAAAUAAGUGCUUACUGUUUAAGCGUUUUCAAUUGCAAGCGUUCAAAGAGAAACAUUAUAAAUGUGUAUUAUGCUUUCAUAUACAUUUAUAUAUAUAAAUUUAUGUAUAUAUAUAUCGUCACCUAAUAUGCAAAAUAACGUAACAUCACUUUUCAUAAGUUUACAGGCCAAGGAAAAAACGAUAUAAUAGAAAACUUUGAGUUUUGGUUAUAAAAUGGCUAGAUAUUGGUUAUCAUACACUCAUGCUGACACAAAAUUAUAGUUUUCGUUAUAAAAUUUAUUAUAUCUGACAACGAUAUUAAAAUUUUGUUUGGAUGAUACGUUGUUUUGCAUUUUAGUUGAUGAUAUAUAGCAUAAAUAAUGCAUACGUGUAUAUAACUAUGUUCUCUUGCAAAUUUUGCACUCAAACUUACCAAAUUCCAUUUUUUUUCUAAAUUCUUUUACAUUUAAUCAAAACAAUUGUACUAAUUAAGUCGAACUAUUGUACUUUGUUGAUAAAUUGUUUUAUUUCAGCGCUUGCAAUUAAACUUAGUAAGACAUAAAUAAAAAUAAAUAAAUAAACUAUGUAAAUAUACCGUUAUUUGUGUAUGCAUGCACUUGUAAAUGCACUUUUAUGUGACAUGAUAUUUCAUUAUUACUUUAUAAUUAGCCUAAGUUGAUAAAAAAUUUAUUCCUGACAAUUGUAACCAAAUAUCUAACUGUAUCUGCGUAUCUACUACUACCUUUAAUUUUUUUCCGCAAAUAAAUAUUAAAGUUUAGUUAAAAGAAACCAAA